AUGCACCGACAACUAGAGCUAGCGCCGACGUAUGUUGUACAAUUGGAUGGUAAGAUUUUGGUCAAUGCAUACGCAGUGGGCGACGUGGACGGCGACGGAGCGACGGAAUUGCUUUUUGGAACUCUAAUGGGUAAAGUCUCAAUAUUUAAGAUUAUAGGGGAUCGCCUAUCACUCUGGAGAAGUUGCGAGGUAAAUGGAUCCGUGACAUCCAUGUCCUUGGACAACUCUUUUGCCGAAGAUAUUCGAAUUGUUGUUGCGACGGCAGAAGGCAAAUGCUUUGUCUUCCGCUCUGUUGCAGGCGUUAAAGUGCUGCAAUUGUGCUCCGAAUUUGUGAGAAAUAUGUAUAUUGAUAAAAGCGGAAUUGUUAUGGGGGAUGUUAUUAAUGUGAUGCUACUAUUCAAGAAUGCUGCUCUUAAUGUCUGUGACGUGGUUCACGUAAACAAAGAGGUCAUUGUUGCUACACGUGAUGGACGUGUAUUCAUCUAUAGCGACCAUGCAAAUUUUGAUGAGCUGGCAGAGUAUACUCAGAUUGCAAAAUUGGAAAUAAAUGGCGAGAUUGAAGCGCUAAUUGUACUGCCGGCGACGUCAGAUACGCCGACUCGAGUUUUAGCCAGAUGCUUUUCUGGUGCCGUCUUUUCUAUCGCUGGACCUAACAAUGAAGGCGUGCGAAAUGUCGGACCUUGGAAUGGCCCAAAAGCUGACAAUGACAGCGUUACUUUUGUUGUAAAUGACAUCGAGUUAGGAGGAAAGCGAGGAAUGAACGCGCUUGUGUCAUUGAAUGGCCUAGUAUCGUUAUUCUCGUCGUCAGGACAAAAGCUUUGGGAAAUUCAGCUAUCAGAGCCUGUUGUAAACGCUGACAAACUCGAGAUGUCAGCGACGAGUGGAGAACGUCACGAUGCUAUUGUCGUUUGCACUUGGAGUGGUCAAAUGUACGCAAUUCAAAGCGAAAAACGACUUGUGCAAUUUCGCAUGCUGCUACCAGGUUGCUCAAUGUUCUGUGCAAAUAUUCAGGAUUCGUCUGGUCAUAUUGACCCCACGAUUGUGAGCAUUAGCACUUCUGGUACUGUUUUUGUGUAUCGUGACGUACAAAAUACCCUUGUUCAAGGCUUUGAAGACUCAACUCUGGCGGAUCAAGUGAAAGAAAGUGCAGUCUUCGCUCAGAUUGACACCCCUGUAAAGCGCAUUGAAGUCAUGAACAAGCUUCACAAGACAUUUCCACACCUACAAUUGGCUAAUAGCUCGGACGCACCAGGAGUCAACGAGCUCAUAAAAAUAAUGCUUGCAGUGCAAUUAUAG
Messenger RNA from Plasmopara halstedii, 1296 nucleotides. Its product is annotated as Quinonprotein alcohol dehydrogenase-like superfamily. The transcript is spliced from 9 exons. Gene Ontology annotation, biological process: regulation of TOR signaling. The record is from RefSeq and is a predicted model, not a curated record. The coding region runs from base 1 to 1296 and encodes 431 amino acids. NCBI's taxonomy places the organism in Eukaryota, Oomycota, Peronosporomycetes, Peronosporales, Peronosporaceae. Gene Ontology annotation, cellular component: KICSTOR complex.